UAAUACCUUAGGUACAUCACGCCGACCUACCCUACCUCAUAUAUCUACCUCCCAAGAUACCUGUCUGUAUUCUCUCUUCUCAGAAAUACAAUACACUUUCCAAAAGCCCAUACACUUUCGACCAAGAUCAGUGAUAUAUAUAUCCUAAGUACCUACCUAUAUAUAUCAAUUCAAUAAUUCGAUCAUUUUAACCAUGGCCGACAAGCUUUAUAUCUCCGAAACCCCUGAAGAGGUUAAAAACGCCAAGGGCCUCCACCUGAUCACGCAGAAUACUCCAAAUGGGCAAGCCGUACAAAUCCUCCUAGAGGAACUUGCCGAGACAUAUGGCACGUCGUGGACGACUACACUGAUAGAUAUCUCGACCAAUGAGCAAAAGAAAGAAUGGUUUCUGCGAUUGAAUCCCAACGGUCGCAUUCCGGUCUUGGUUGACAACAAUCAGAGCCCCCCUUUCCCUGUCCAUGAGACGUCAGCUGAACUGUGGUAUUUAUUGCAAGCCGCAGACAAGGACCAUAAGUUCGGCUUUGCGGAUGGCCUCGAGAGUAACGAAGCGCUGCAGUGGACUUUCUUCUGGCACGGAUCCGGGGCCCCUUAUCAAGGCCAAGUCAACCACUUCACCAAGGUUGCCCCUGAGAAGAUUGAAUAUGCUAUCAACCGCUUCAGGAACGAGACAUUGAGAGUUUAUGAGGUGCUUGAGAUCAGACUCUCCGGGAAGUACACCGGUGAGCCGAGGGAAUACCUGGCCGGCAAAGGGAAAGGGAAGUAUUCCGUGGCAGACAUUAAGACAUGGCCCUGGGUUAAAGGGUGGGAAAGGAGCGGUUUCACCAAGCAGGAAGUCGAAAAGUUCCCGCAUCUGUUACAGUGGAUUGACCGCAUUGCCCAGCGCUCCGCCGUCCAGAAGGGAAUUGGAGCCAAGUACAUCAAGUCUUAAGCUAUAUAGGAACUUAUUUCAAGCUGGAUAGGAACUACCUAUCAUCCAUUUCAAAAGCCCUAGAUAUUGUCUCAGUCCACUAUUCUCUAGUGCUUAUGUCUCGGAACCGUGCUGGUGAUUGGCGUUAUUAAUAAACAUAUAUCAGGUGGCUGUCGCAUUUAGC
Messenger RNA from Daldinia vernicosa, 1091 nucleotides. RefSeq names its product glutathione S-transferase. Lineage: Eukaryota; Fungi; Ascomycota; Sordariomycetes; Xylariales; Hypoxylaceae. The record is from RefSeq and is a predicted model, not a curated record. The coding region runs from base 194 to 928 and encodes 244 amino acids. The transcript is spliced from 2 exons.